AUGGUAUCCGCUGCCAGCACCCCUACAGAGUCAUAUCCCCUCUGCAUCUACGACCCGCACAUGGAGUCCGACCUGUCCGCGCUCCUCGCCGAACUUGUUCUCAUCGGUGAGGCUCUUGCCGUCCUGGCUGGCAGGCACGACGGUCGCGAGCUGCUUCCGUACGUCGAGCGCCUGUUUUGCUGCACACAGAGGAUACAGUGGGUCAUCGGUGCGGAGCAUGAGAUGAAGGAGCGCAAUGCCAAGCGCAAGAGGCCGGAUGAUGCGUAG
This is a messenger RNA of Apiotrichum porosum, 267 nucleotides long. RefSeq lists its product as uncharacterized. Lineage: Eukaryota; Fungi; Basidiomycota; Tremellomycetes; Trichosporonales; Trichosporonaceae. Bases 1 to 267 code for a protein of 88 amino acids. The transcript is spliced from 2 exons. The record is from RefSeq and is a predicted model, not a curated record.